UGAGCAGAGUUUGGCUAUGAAUAUCUAGCCGUAAUCGCAACGCAUUUAUCUUCAUUUCCCUGCCCAGUGGUCAUUUAAGAAAGUAAAACACGUUUUUUGGUCCCUCUAGUAAAAGUGGAACCAUCAUUCGCCCGUCGCCCUAAGUGCGUAUUGCGAGCGAAGUGCCCUUUAUCCGCUGCUUCUUUCUCUGCUACCUCUUCCUGGCUGCAGCAGUCGUGCUGGUGUGCCGUUGUCAUAAAGUGUGAGUUUGAAGGGAGGCGGGUCCACAGCAGCACCAGCAGCAGCAACACAGCAAAAUAACAAGAAGAAUCAACCCGGGACGCACGUCCACAGCCACCAUACCAAGCAAAGCGUAAGCACAAACCCCACAGGCCGAGGGUUGCAGCAGUAGUAGCAACAGCAGCAGCAGCAGCAGAAUGCAAACAAUAAAGUGCGUGGUCGUUGGUGACGGUGCGGUCGGUAAGACCUGCCUGCUCAUUUCCUACACGACCAACAAAUUUCCAUCCGAGUACGUACCGACCGUGUUCGACAACUACGCCGUCACGGUCAUGAUCGGUGGCGAACCCUACACGCUCGGUUUGUUUGACACAGCUGGCCAGGAAGAUUACGAUCGACUACGACCACUGUCGUAUCCACAGACCGAUGUAUUUUUAGUGUGCUUUUCCGUCGUGAGUCCCAGUUCGUUCGAAAACGUUAAAGAAAAGUGGGUACCAGAAAUAACGCACCAUUGCCAGAAAACGCCGUUCCUGCUGGUGGGCACGCAGAUCGAUCUGCGCGACGAAAACAGCACACUGGAGAAGCUGGCUAAGAACAAACAAAAACCCAUCACCCUCGAGCAGGGUGAGAAGCUGGCGAAGGAACUGAAGGCGGUGAAGUAUGUCGAGUGUUCGGCGUUGACCCAGAAAGGGCUGAAGAACGUGUUCGACGAAGCAAUCCUGGCGGCGCUGGAACCCCCAGAGCCGACGAAAAAGAGGAAGUGCCGAUUUUUGUAAAAAACAACAACAACUACCAACCCAUUACCCGUUUUUGGUGGAGCAACAAAAAUUAUUUAGCACGUGGAAGGGAGAAAGAGAGAGAGAGGUUAGUUGUGUGGGUCGGCCCACACAGUAAAACAUAGCUUCCUCUCAUCAUUGUCCUCGUCAUAAUCAUUGGAUCCUUUCUAAUUAUGUUCUUCUUAACUUUCGGUUUUAUUCACUUUUGUCCUUUCGCCGCUGCCGCGUGUUGCGCCACGGUCGUCAGGAUUUUGCAGUCAUUUUGAAUUUUUUAGCGACGAUGGAGAAAGAGAACGGCAUCGCACCACCACUAAACCUAGCCAAUACGUGCGUGCGUGCGUGUGUGCGUGUCAGUGUGUUUUGCCCUAUUUCGUUUCUUUUACUAUCUUUCCCCUCUGAUAAGCCUGCCGCCCGUGUGUGCCGCGUUUGAUACAGAGGCACCCUGGAAAAAACGGGGGAACAUAAUCGUCUCCGUCGCUGCUGGGUAAUCCCUUGGGUCCUAAUCCCUUCCCCCCUCGCCUCGUUACAACAGUAAUUGUUGUAAGCGUAGCAGUGUAAACAAAUAUGCAGAAAACACAACCUCAACAGAAAUGAAAGAUAGAUGCUAACAAACAGGAAGGAAAACAAGUAGAAAUCAGCGCAUUAAAAACAAAUCCCUAUAAAACGCGAUUUGCGCAAAGAACAACAAGCUCUCCGGAGCAACACACACACACACACAACUAAUGAUAAAUUUUGCUAAAUAAGGUGGAAGAACAACUAGAAGUGAAGGUGGAGCAAAACAGUACAGAAACCUUGUUGUGCUGGGUUUCCUUCCUUUUGUCACUAAAACAAAACAAAAAAAAAAACAAAUGCAAAAGCACACACAUACGAGGGCUGAAACUGUGUGCAGUGUGUAUAACGUGCGGGGCAAGCUUUAGCUAAGUUUGAGAUUGAUAAAAAAGGCCAACAUUACCUAUACGAUAGGGAGGGAAAGACAAAGAAAGAAAACAGUAAAAAAAUAUAUAUAUACAUAGCAAGCGAAGUAUAAAAAAGCGCAUUAAAUACUAAGUUUAAAUACUGAACACAAAUACUGACGGUGCAAAGAAACGAGCAAACUAACAAAACUAACUGAAGAGAAUAGUAAAGCAGGAAGAAACAAAGCACUCCCUUCCUUCCUUCCUUCCUCAUCCUCCUCCCCAGUUCCAUAGCUGCUCGAUAAAGUGUUGAGCGCCUGAUCAAGCGGUUUUUUUAGGAAGACUGGACCGGCUUACGCUCAUUCCUGUCCGGCUUUUGGUGCGUGAUGUAUUCCAAACAGGGACUCCGCACCAUGGGGAGAGAGAUCGCAAUAUUAAGAAAACCAUACCACGACAGAAACAAAAACGGUCGAUGCAACCAGAGAUGAGUGCGAACACACCGACACUUUCCUCUAAACUUACACAGUUUAUACAGACAGCUUUUUUACAACAUAAUGUUACGAAAGUUAUUAGUGUACCGAUGAAAGGAGAUUCAACCAAGAGA
This is a messenger RNA of Anopheles arabiensis, 2489 nucleotides long. RefSeq names its product cdc42 homolog (gene Cdc42). The transcript has 5 exons. Lineage: Eukaryota; Metazoa; Arthropoda; Insecta; Diptera; Culicidae. The coding region runs from base 417 to 992 and encodes 191 amino acids. Gene Ontology annotation, molecular function: GTPase activity; GTP binding. Gene Ontology annotation, biological process: small GTPase-mediated signal transduction. The record is from RefSeq and is a predicted model, not a curated record.